AUGGACCAAAAGCCGAAGCCGCCAGUCUUGGCCACCAAGGCUGAGUGGCUCAUCUCCUACUUCAGGUCGGAGAUGCUUGCCGCGAGCCUGUGGAAGCCCGAAGAUGAUGAUGGGCUUGGGACGAUACCCAGUCCCUCCGAGAGCAUGCUCGCAGCUCUUCCCUACAUCUGGAGAAGACGCACCUGCGACAUGCACCAUACACCAGCAACAUUCAACGACCUGCCUAUCGAAUUCCGUCUAUUGAUCUGGGAGUUCUUCUUGGGAGCCGAUCCUCAAGGAACAUCUCUUGCUUGGGCUCUGCAACCCGCGAAAGACUCACCCUUACGCAUCUUGUGGAUUCCAUAUCGCUAUGAAGAAGUGAGAGAAGUAAAGGUUGAGAACUUGUCUCGAGUCAAUCGCGAGUCACGCCGCGUAACUGCACGAGUGUUCCGUCGCGUCAAACUCCUGUGGUACUCCGGCACGAGGACGAAACACUUCUGGGUUAACUACAAGAACGACCUGUUUCAUCUCGAGAAAGACCGUGAUGGCAACUGGAAUGAACUUCUGUCCAGCGCUUCAGAUGGGCUUACGGAAGCAGCUGAGCGGGCUGUGCCGAUCCUUUUCAAACAGCCGGAGCUGCUUGCACUGAAUGGGAUCAGAAACGUCAUUCUGUCUCCGAGUAAGUUGCUGGUCACGGACCAACCCUAUUUCAGAGCCCUGUCAACCCUUUACGGGCUGAAACGAGUUCUUGUGCCGUUGGAUCCGCUGUCGAGGGUCGACCUUCCUGAGCACGGAUAUUUUGAUAGCGACGUCCUGGAGGUAACGGGGGUUUGGCCAUUUUACGUCCGUCAGCUUCAUAACGUCUUGAAGUGUGACAGACAAUCUGAGAUUCUCCGUGGGUCAGGGAAUGGCCCAGUGCCCGACAACGAACUCGGCGAAGGUUCGGCGGCUGCCAACGGAGAAGACGACGUUCAGUGGCUUCGCUUUCGGAAUCUGCUGCGUGCAGCUUCCGGUCGGCUUGAGCAGCGUGGUGUUCGUCAUCUCUGCAAGCAGCAUAUCCAAGCGCGCGGCGAGUCCAAAGAAGAUCUUGAGAGUGCGUGUGGAGAGUGCGAGGAAAUCUGUUCUGAGAUCGAAAACAAGGAGCGCCACGAAAUCAAGAAAAAUCUAAAAGCAGGAAAGAUCGAUCCUGAAAAAGCGACGGAGGAUAUUAAGGCUGUUAGGGAAGAACUUAAGGAAUGCGAAGCUGAUUGUAAGGAUGAUUUCCACAAGGACAUGAUCACAUACGGGUUUAUGAGGUUGGUUAAGGGCAUCCCCACUCUCCGUAUAGGUCGACCCUGA
Anthostomella pinea is the source of this 1317-nucleotide messenger RNA. The record is from the annotation of a GenBank genome assembly. NCBI's taxonomy places the organism in Eukaryota, Fungi, Ascomycota, Sordariomycetes, Xylariales, Xylariaceae.